UGGCAAGGGUGCCGCCUAAAAGCGUGCCGAGUUAUUGGAUACGUGUUGUUGCUAGGGGCGUGGGUAGUGCCGUGAAAUAUUCCAGUUUCCUCAGACCUCCGCGAGAUGGAAUUUGGGAAGACAACAGUGUUAUCAGUCGGACGAGAGAUGCGCUGAGAGCUGUCUGCUCUCCAACCCGGGGCAAACUGUGCCGCAGUGAGGGCAUAAUCUGAUAAGCGCGUCUAUCCAUCCUGCACUCUGCACCAGGACAACGCACGGGAGAGGAGAAGUACACGCGGAUAGUUAUAGUGACAUUAUGCUGAGGUCACACUUCUCGGAGCUGAUUCAGACAUUCACCCGGAACACCUGCUAUUCAUUUCAAUCAGAGACAGCACGGGUGGAUGUGUGUUUACAGGGGGUGGCUGCUGCGCACUUGGUCGUCCCGUGAUGCGUCUGUGGAGGGGGCUGGUGCGUGGCUCGGUUUGAACAUCCCUUCCCUUACCACUGCAGGCACACAUCCCAUUUUUAUAGUUUGCGCUGGAUCUUGGCUCUUAUGCAAUAUGGAGGGAACUGAUUUCGUGAGCUCAUAGGUGGAAGUGGCAGUGACAUCAGGCUUAACUCGAAAUCUAUGUGCUUUAUUGCAGCAAGGUGGACCGGGGAGUGAGGUGGCCAGGAGCAAUGCACGCAUCCUCCGAGUUGGACAUUUUGAGAGGAUGCUGUAUGUCAUAAAGAAAUUCAAGGCAUCAGCCCAUACAUCCUGAGCUGGCGAACUGCGUCACUGCAUGUGAGUGUUGCAGGUAGGCUGCAAACUCUCCCACCGCCGGGAGAGGAGCAUGCGCUCAUCAUCAUCCCCACACAAUGUCGCCGGUAAGUAAGUGUCUAUAACAGUUUAACGGGGAUGGAUUCGGUGGACGAUUCAAGUAGUAAAGAUCCGCCUCUGGGAUCAACAUUUUCCUCAGCACCUAAUUUAGACUCGGACAUUAAUGCCAAUGCCUGUAGGCCCGUGUAUGAGAAUGGCACCGACCACAAUGUCAACAUCCAAAACGCAGCCCUGCGAGGAUCGAGCGACCCCAGCACGUACCCCUCCACGGACUACCAGGGGCUGAUUCGCCAGAGAUUCAUCCGGCGCAGUCUGUGGGUGUCCGACUCCGAGGAGCAGCAUGUGGACGCGUCGGAGUUUGUCAGCAGCAGCCCGGUGCUCAACAUUGACCUGCGGACCAUCGUUGAUAGGACUCGGACCCGGGCAUUACAGGGUGCCCGCCUCCAGGAGGCUUCCAGCACCGAGAGCCGGGUGGGCCUGAAAGACAGCGCCACAGAGAGCGCGAGCGCAGACCAGGAGAAGGGGGGCAGGAGCGAAACCGAGCCCAAGGCAGAGGUUGCGCCCUCAGAUGUCACAGGUAAAGCCGGAAGUGACGAGAACGAAGAGGAGCCCGGGAUGAAGGCUGUGUCCACCUCACCUGGGGGGCGUUUCCUCAAGUUUGACAUUGAGUUAGGGAGAGGCUCCUUCAAGACCGUCUAUAAGGGUCUGGACACCGACACCUGGGUCGAAGUAGCUUGGUGUGAACUCCAGGAACGAAAACUGUCCAAAGUAGAGAGACAGAGGUUCAAAGAGGAGGCAGAGAUGCUAAAGGCUCUCCAGCAUCCCAACAUUGUUCGAUUUUAUGACUUCUGGGAAUCACCGGUGAAAGGGAAGAAGUGUAUUGUUCUGGUGACAGAGCUAAUGACCUCAGGGACACUAAAAACGUAUCUGAAGCGCUUUAAAGUCAUGAAGCCUAAGGUUCUAAGGAGCUGGUGCAGACAGAUUCUCAAAGGCCUUCACUUCCUCCACACAAGGACUCCUCCGAUCAUCCACAGAGACCUCAAAUGCGACAACAUCUUCAUCACUGGUCCUACAGGCUCUGUCAAAAUUGGAGACCUGGGCCUGGCAACACUGAAGAGGGCCUCUUUUGCCAAAAGUGUUAUUGGCACUCCAGAGUUCAUGGCCCCGGAGAUGUAUGAGGAGCAUUAUGACGAAGCGGUGGAUGUCUACGCCUUUGGGAUGUGCAUGUUAGAGAUGGCCACCUCAGAGUACCCUUACUCCGAGUGUCAGAAUGCUGCUCAGAUCUACCGCAAAGUCACCAGCGGGGUAAAACCUGCCAGCUACGGAAAAGUCGGUGACCCAGAAAUUAAGGAAAUAAUAGGGGAGUGUAUCUGUCACAGGUGGGAAGAAAGGUACUCCAUCAAGGACCUCCUGAAUCACGCCUUCUUUGCAGAGGACACGGGCGUGAGGGUGGAGCUUAACGAAGAAGACGAUGGCAAGAAGUCAUCGAUUGCUCUAAAGCUGUGGGUUGAAGAUCCUAAAAAGCUGAAAGGGAAAUACAAAGACACGGGUGCCAUUGAGUUUAGCUUUGACUUGGUGAACGAGGUCCCAGAAGUUGUAGCCCAAGAAAUGGUGGAAUCAGGUUUUUUCCUGGACUGCGAUGUGAAGAUAGUGGGGAAGUCCAUCCGAGACCGCGUGGCUCUCAUUAAGUGGAGGAGGGAGCGGACUGUCUCACCCACUGGAAAUGGUGAGGCAGUUGUGAAGAAGAGGCAGCAGAACCUGUUACAGGUGCCCAGUACCGGCAUACCACAAGGAACCACAGUAGCCCCCACAGAUUAUGAGGACCAAGAGGCGGAGCAGCAGACGCUGAUCUGCACUGUGCCUACUACCACGUCUACCACAUCUGACAGUGGAGUGAGCUCUACCAUGCAAUUAGAUGACCUGAACAGUCAGCAGAAUGGCACGUACCAGUCGCUUCCAGAGCCCGUUUCCACAGCUCAGACGGUCUACAGUCCUCCGGCACAGGCUGACCCUCAGCUGCACCAGCGUCCCUACCAGCAACCUGCAGCACAGGCCUCACACGAAAACUACACACAAGCAUCCAUUCAGUUACACCAGGGCGCCUACCAGCAAGCCACAGGUCAGCUGCAUCCUGGGACCUUUCAACAACCUGCAGCACCACUGCACCAGGGGCCUUAUCAAUGUCAAACAACAGUUUCUGCUCCACCUGCUCCAGCCCCUACCGUGCACCAGAGUAGACAGACAGCACAGAGCUUUUCAGCUGCAGCCCCGACUCUGCAGACACAGCUUACUGCCCAACCCAGCCAGGAGCAGUGCCAUCUCCAACCAGCUGCUAUCCUGCCUCAGCUGGUAUCUGCUGACCAGCCUGCAUCUCACCUGAGCCCUCCUGAUCCAUCUACCAGUUUUCCACAGUCAGUCUCCAGUGCUCCUCCCCCUCUUCUGCCCCUGCAGAUCACCACACAGUUUUCCUCACCAUAUCCCGUUUUUCAAACAGGGGGCCACAAGCCCCCUCCCUUCUCCCCAGCUCCUCUGCCAUCUGCCUACAGCAGCGGUGACCCCCCUAUAUCUAGCUCCUACUACUCACCUUCACCUCAGCAUUACUCCCUUACCCUGACAACCCAUGCUCCGUUGCCCUCUGUACCUACUCUCGGCACCCCUCAGACUCCUCUGUCCACACCUCAACAUGCGCCCUGCGCGGCACACCCUAUUCCACUUCUUACCAUGGCCAUGUCCCCUGCAAUGCUACAGCAGCAGGCUGGCCCUCCCAUAUCUCAGCCAAACCUCUGUAGUUUCCAUUCCACCCAUCCCUUACCUCUCUCUCAGGUACAACCCACCCCAUAUCCCGCCCCCAACCCUGAGCAGGAACUGGCUGAGCAGCCUGUCCAGGCGAUCGCUCCACAAGGGACUUCGGAAGAUGCCCAGCUAUUGGCUUCAGUCCACCCCGUCCUGCAUGGUCUUCAGACACCUGUCUGGAGAAGUGGAACAGAUACAGAAACUACAGCAGCCGGUCUGGACAUAGCUGUAGCUCCCACAGUUUCAGUUCCACUCCCAGCCCCAGCCUCAAUCUCAGUCUCAACCACAGCCCAAGUUGAAAGUCAAGCUCCAGUACAAACUCCGGCUUUGAUGCGAGCACAAACCCAACCUCCAGUCCCUGGUCCAGGUAAAGCUGCAGCCAUGCCUCAAACCCCACCCUCAGCGCUUCUUACAGCUCCAGCCCCGGUCCCAGUGCAGGCUCCAUCUGCAGCCCAAAUUCAAGCACCGGUAUCUGCAUCAGGUGCUGCUUUAGAACAAGCUAAAGUCUCCUCUGUAAGCUCAGACACACCCUCAGCUAUGGGUAAACCCCAACUCCCAGUCCAAAGUUUGGCCUCAGGCCUGAUUCCUGUCAGUCUUUCAGCAUCAGUCCACUCUGCAGCCCCUCCUCCAGCUCCUGUCGCAGUUUCAGUCCCAGCUCCAGUUCUGCAGCCUGCUGGCAUCCAGACAGUCUCAGUGCCUGAGUGUGCCAGCCUGGCCACAACUCAGCAAAACAUGGAGGCGACAUCUGCAUCCAGCACCCUUCAACAAGAGCCCUUAGAGGAUGUGUUUCGAGACAAACCAGUAUCUCUGCCCAGUUACGCUUAUGACAGCCUCAACUCUGAUGUAGCAUCUGGUAAGGAAACAAGUGAUGGCUACGACAGCUUGGCCAGUGGGGGCAAGGGCGAUGGAAAACCCAGAAAACACCACCGCAAGUCUGCCCGUACACGUUCCAGGCAAGAAAAGACCAGCAAACCCAAACUGAGCAUGCUCAAUGUUUGUAACACUGGCGAUAAAAUGGUCGAAUGCCAGCUGGAGACUCACAACCACAAAAUGGUGACAUUUAAAUUUGAUCUGGACGGGGAUGCUCCAGAGGAAAUUGCCACUUACAUGGUUGAGAAUGGCUUCAUCCUGCUGUUAGAGAAGGAGAUUUUCAUUGAUCAGCUGAAGGACAUCGUGGAUAAAGCUGAGGAUAUGCUGAAUGAAGACAUGGAGGGUGAAAGGGACACAGGGUUGAGCUGCAGUCCUCUUAAAUGCCAGACGUCUGAAGGGCUAGCAGGGGAGAGUCAGCAGCCUGGAGCACCACAGCCUGUCUAUCAGCAGAACGUUCUUCACACGGGAAAGAGGUGGUUCAUAAUCUGCCCAGUAGAGGAGACGCCCACAUCCAGUCAGGAGACCCCUUCUGAUGGGACAGCUACGCAGUCACCUGGGAGCUCAGGCACUACCCAGCCUGCUGACGGUGGCACUGCAAGGCCCUCCAGAGAAGAAGGUUCAUCCUCCACAAUGUCUGGUGGAAGUGGAGGCUUUUCUUAUGACGUGUAUGGAUUCUGCAGUCCUCCAAUCACGUCCAACACAGACCCGCUCCUCUUGGCAACUCUGUCACCUCCCGUGUCUGCACCCCCGACUCUCCAAUCAGUGUCAUCAGUGGAGCCUGCUGGCGGUCCAGUGCAGCCUAGUGUGCAUCAGGCUCAACCAACCAAAGCCCAAACCUUACCCCCGUCUUCCCCCAGUACAUCUUUUCCAGUGGAAGAUCCGCAGGGAUCCCCUCUUGGCCCCAUCUCGCCGGUCCAUGCAGCUCAGCAGAUGCCUGAUAUGACACGGCCUGUUUCUAUCACUGACGAGGUGCCCUGCUGCCCUCUGGUCAUGCCCUUAUCUCUGGAUGUGAGUACUUCGCAGGCCGGAUCUCCACUCACUCCUCUUCCCCUCCAGGAGCCAGGUUCAGCCAAAGAGCCGCCAUCUCUGCCCUACGCUCCUUCAGCACGGAGCGAGCGGCCGCAGCAGCCCGUGGUGCUCCACCAACCUUUUCCCACUGUGGGAGGGACCAAAGUGUCCUCAUUACCCCAAAGUCCUGCGCCAUCCCAGCACGGCACGGGGCCCAAUGAGUCAGAUGGUGAAGGCCGACUGGGCCGUGGCGGCUUUGUGGACAGUACUAUAAAAACUCUAGAUGAAAAACUAAGGAAUUUACUCUACCAGGAAUAUGCUCCCAUGUAUCCGUCGGGCAGUGCCGCGGAGACGCCAGGAUCCUGCACAGAGUACAUCCAGUCUCCUCCUGGUCCAGACAGCGCCGCAGGAGGGUCGGGAAACAGCACACCAGGGCCGAUAGCGGAGGGACGCUACAGGGCAGGAGAACAGCUGCCCCAAAUUCCAGAGAGAAUGGAUAGUUUGAGCACACUGAGUGACUCAGCCGUGUGUGCUUCCCUGUCGAGAAGACACUUCCCUCACUCUGCUUCCUGUUCUGGAACAAGAGGACGAUUUAAGAUAAUUUCUGUCCCUCCUGAAGUGGCCAAUAGGCGAGAUGUGAAGCAAAGGAGCUGGAGCAGUGCUGCCUCACCGGCGCACCCUGUAGGAUACAGUGGGGAGCACGUUCAAGCCGAGGCCAUGGUUACCUCCACCACCAUCGGGCGCUUCUCUGUGGUGAGCACUGAAGAUGACAUAACACAGAGGACACGUUGCAGCCGCUACUCUGCCCCACCUGAUUUCUACCUAGACACACCUCCUUCCACGGCCAAGCGGGGCUCCCUGCCUCGCGCUCUCACCUCCACCUCUGUCCCCGUGGAUGUCACGGUCCAUGCGCGCUUCCUCUCCUCAGACUCUGGGGCUGAGAGCAGUCCUGCGAAGCUGGCCUCUGCCACGCCGUCUCAUCACCCUCGCUCUGAGCGCAGAGGAAGCGACCUUAUGAAGAGGGCCGUGGCCUUUCUCCGUCGUUCCGGCCGUAGCAGCAGCGUGCAGAGCUCUGACUCACCCAGCAGACAUGGGGGUGUGCACGGCUCAGCCUACGCCAGCAGCGAUAACGACUCAGAGAUGGAGGACUCAGACAUAAAGAAGGAGCUGCAGAGACUCAGGGAGAAACAUCUGAGGGAGAUCUCAGAGCUGCAGGCGCAUCAGCGGGGGGAAGUAGAGCUACUUUAUCGCAGGCUUGGUAAGGCUCCUCCUCCUGGCCUGGGUCUUUCACACUCUGCACCACACGCCAGCCGUAGGAAGAGGUCCAGCAAGCACAGGCUGAAGCCAGGCAAACUUCUCAGCCCUCUGGUUCAGCAGUUCCGAAAUGUCACAACCAAAACCAGUGACACCAGCAGAUCCAGUGCUACGGGUGCAGGUGAGCCAACAGUGAGCUUGAAUGGUUCCCCAGCCAAAGGCUCCUUCCCGACUCACAGCAGGGCGCGGUCCUGCACCAGCCACCUCCCGAGCUCGACCUCUGAGCCGGUGCAGACUCAGCAGCCCUGUUCUCUUAAGGGCUCUUUGUCAUCUGACAAUAUUUAUGCCGGAGCUGGACUGCACGGACAUGGCACUGGCACACAAGCACCCCCAGGACAAGGCUGGUCUAAUUACCCUCAACCAUCUGAGAGAGUGACCUAUAAAUCCAGUAGCAAACCACGAGCUAGAUUUCUCAGUGGGCCUGUGUCUUUAUCUAUCUGGACAACACUGAAGCGGCUGUGUCUUGGCAAAGAGCGCGGCAGCAGGGCUGGAGCAGCAGCGUCGGGAGCUUUCAAUCAACCACAGCAGUAUCCCACCGGAGUCACACCUCCACCCCAUCAGCCAGUGAUUGGCCUUGCUCAAGCUCAGGCCAACAACAGCAACAAUAAAACAGGCACAUAUAGUGGCACAAUAAUGAGCGGCAAUGACAACAACCUGCCUGAGGACUUGCAGCGUCUGAUGGAUGACUGGGCCAGGGAGGUUCUCAUUGUCACCCAACGGUCGCGCACGAACUCUCUGAGUAUCAGUGGACAGCAGCUUUGGGAUCAGGUGGUGCCUCAAGCACAGGAGCAGCUUGCUGGCACUUCAGAUGUAUCACCGUGGACAGCCCAAGGUCCAGAGGCCUGCAGCCUGCCCAUGUCAUGGUCUGACAGCCCAGGGUCAACAUUGUUGACCAGCUCCUCCACAGUGCCCCAUCCUGGUCAUCAGCUACACUCUCCCACUUCGUUCAGGGCCUCACCUCUCUCUAUUAGCCAGUGGCCUGGGUUUCUCUUUCCCCUUCCUUCAGGAGUUUUUGCCUUUCCUGCUGUGCCCUCAGCCCAGGACGCCCACAACCAUAUCCCAGCUUCAUCACAACAGCCGGCCGACCCCAAAGCAAGGACUCUGUAAUCUGAGUAGCAUUGUGUCUUCCAACUCUGUUACCAAAAAGAUAUCUCAUUAUAGUUCUAGUCAAUCUUCUGUGCAUAUAGUGUAUAUAUUUAACCAGCAUGUAUGUAACCAUAUGUACAUACUCAUCUCCAUUCUUGAGUUUUAUGUUCUUUGUUUAAUUUGCAUCAACAUACCUCAUGUUCAUUUACAGUACCUAAUCCUUGAUUGUGGUCUGUUCUUAGUUGAAAAAUGUAUAAUUAGCCCGAUCAGGCUCGACAGUGCAGAUAUUUCUUUUAUGUAUGAACAUUGUCACUCACUGAAUGCACAUAAUGUACUUCAUUCAUGUGUUCAUGUACAUGAAUAGUUGUGUUGCCCACAUCACCCCCAUAUAGAUGUGUGUGUGUGUGUGUGUGUGUGUGUGUGUGUGUGUGUGUGUGUGUGUGUGUGUGUGCAUAAAUGAAUUUUGAUUGGUCUGUACAUAGCUCCUGUGUUUGUACAGUUACCAUUAGAAAAUAGGUUGGUGCUGCAGCUAUUUGUCUUAAUGCAACACCUUAUUAGCCACCACCAUGCCAUCACUGUGAAGACUUGACAUCCUGGUCACUAGGGCCAGUUGCUUUACUCUGCUCUCUCAGUCCAAGGAUAGGUUUCAUUCUUCAUCGAUGAAAUGCUUCCAGCACAAGCGCUUGAAAUAUCCUUAAGAGAUUUGAAUGAACUUGAACUUUAUCUUCAGGUGAAGAAAACACCUGUGAGAGUGCCUUGAAUUGUAGUUUUGUGAAGACAAGCAUUUAGAUUCAAAACUGACACACGAUAUUCUAUAUAUACAUAUAUGCGUUCACCUUCACAGAUAAAUUAUGUGAUUUGAAUUAUGAAUGUGGAUUAAAACAUAUUUAAUUUCACAAGAAAACACAAAUAAACACUAUAAUCCGGUGUUACAGUUCACUAAAUAUCAGAGAUUGUAAAAAUGCAUAAAUAUCCAAAACUGAAUUAGGUACUAUCAUAUAUUUCCUGUAGGUUUUUACCUGUUCACUGUUGUGGGAUUGCUCUUCCAUCUGCACCGCAGCCUGCAUGAAUACUCUGAUAUUCUGAAUGUGCACAGGUUGAUGCAGUGAGAUACAGGAGGACAUUGUUAGGAGAAAGUGGCACUGACACAAUGUGACAAGGAGGGCUGAAGGACUCAGCGAAUGACUCGAUAUCAUAAUCAUCCCAUACCUCUAAUAAUGCAGUCUGUAGCUUUACAUAUUGUUGCCUUUGUGGUUUUUAAGAGAUUACUGUGAGGUUGGUUGUUGAUUGUUAAAUGCUGACGAUAUGAGGAUGUUAGAGGCGUAUUAAGAAUGUGAAUUACAGAGAAGCCACAACAUGUCUAUGUGCGACGCAUAGGUUUUUUAAAUCAUGUUUAUUAGAUGCUGCCCUCAUAACAUCUUCUGCCUCAUAUGACAAAUUAUAUGUAUUAAGGCUGACUUAAUUCAAAGAUCUCCAACAAAUAUUAUGCUUUCACUGCUAUUUACAGCCUCAAAAAAAACAACUCACUUUCAACAUGUAUAUUUCUUGCGUAACGUAUAUAACGCCCUGAGAAUAAUUUGUUGAAUGCAUUGUUUGCUCAGUGCAGUUUGUGAUGACUGAAUUCAACGAAACUGCUUUUGAUCCCCCUAUGGUUUCUGUUUUUGAGUGUGUACAGUAGUCUAUUUAGUAUUGCCCUUUGAAAGAGUUUUGGACGCCACAGGAGACAAAUUCAGAAAAAAAUGUUUCUCGGAAUGUAAAGGCCAGAUAUGUAGUGACUUACAGGUUUUGUAUGGUCAAAGUAAAAGAAAUUUAGAUGAAAGCUAAAUUUCCCACGACGCCCUCUGUGACAGUAUCUCAUCACUGUUAUUUUUUCAAACUUUAAGAAAAAUAUUUCCAGAGCCACAGAGGAUAUCACUCAACAGUUUUUCGCAGAAUAAGUGGUGAUGAGCAAUCUGAACUUUAAGGUUGAAAUCAGUAGAGUGCCCCUUUAAAAUCAAUCCUAUGUUUGCACAGUUUGAAAAUACGUUGAAACUGUUCUGUUUCUGGCAGAAUUUCUUAAGUAAAGGUUUUUUUUUUGUAGGAUUUCUCCUAUGCAGUUUUUUUCUUGUCGUUUGUUUUGUUUGUGCUUUACACGGUAACCUCGGUCUUUAAUCUCUUUAAUGCUUGUAAUGGAAGCUACGUGUGUGAUUGCUUUUUGCCUGCUGUAUCACCUGUUUUCCUAGCACUUUCCUGACCUCGUCAGAUCGGUACUCUCUCAAAAAAGAUGUACAUACUUGAAGACAUAAAUAAUAAAUUCAUUUUUGCUCGACA
Molecule: messenger RNA, 10180 nt
Organism: Mugil cephalus (flathead mullet)
Lineage: Eukaryota; Metazoa; Chordata; Actinopteri; Mugiliformes; Mugilidae
Gene: wnk2
Product: WNK lysine deficient protein kinase 2
Exons: 29
Coding region: 878-7891 (2337 amino acids)
Biological process (GO): positive regulation of sodium ion transmembrane transporter activity; positive regulation of potassium ion import across plasma membrane; negative regulation of sodium ion transport
Cellular component (GO): cytoplasm; cytosol
Molecular function (GO): protein serine/threonine kinase activity; potassium channel inhibitor activity; chloride channel inhibitor activity
Source: RefSeq, a predicted model, not a curated record